UUAAGGAGGUAGCGAAUGAAAGCUGGAGGAAGAGGCAAGCUCGGAGGGACUCGUCUGCACCUGGUAACGCCAGUAUGGAACCGGAGUACCAGGGGUAUCCGUGGCCUGAGCAGGGCGGUGGGCCCAGAGGGCAGUCAGAAGAAGGGGAGGUCGCUGCUCCAGUUCCUGGCUGACCGCUUCUAUGACGUGCAGGCUCUCAGGGAGUACCUGCUCCGAAAGCAGGUGUUGACGGUGCACCAGAAAAAUCGGCCCUUCACCUACAUCCAGGAGCGCUUCGGGCCCCACGUCGCGGGUGUCUAUUUCAUCCUGAAGCAGGGAGGCGCGGUCAAGUUUCAGGGCAAGGAAUGGAUCCGGUCAAAUGCACGUGGCCACUUCCCUCUUGACUUCGUGACGUUCCAGGCGGUGCCUGUCGAGGCGGUGGACGCCAGCGGCUGUGCCAUCAACUACCAAGGCCUGGACAGCCUCUUGGCCCUGAAGGAGCUCCAGUCCCUGUGGCUGCAGCGCUGUCCCCACGUGGAUGACUGGUGUCUCAGCCGCCUCCACCCGCUGGCCAACUCGUUGCAGGAGCUCUCGCUGGCUGGUUGUCCCCGAAUCUCUGAACGGGGCCUCGCCUGCCUGCACCACCUCCAGAACCUCCGCAGGCUGGACAUCUCAGACCUCCCCGCCGUGUCCAACCCGGGCCUCACGCAGAUCCUGGUGGAGGAGAUGCUGCCCAGCUGCGAGGUCCUGGGGGCUGACUGGGCCCAGGGCCUCAAGUCGGGGCCGGAGGAGCAGUCUCGGGACACAGCCAGCCCCAUCCCGGCCUAGCCCUCAGCCCCCUCCUUGUCAGGCUGGGCAUCAGCGGGGCUCCGUGGCAGGGCUGGCACCACCGGCCGGUCAGAGGGGAGAGCAUGAGGCUGGCGUACUUGUUCACCACCUCAGGGGCUCUGGCUGGCUGCACCCCAGGCUGAAAGGUCACAGCUCCUGUCACCUUGUCCGGCAGCUCUUUCCACAGUCUUCUCUCCGGGGUUCCAGCAGCCUCCUCCUGCCUCUUCGGGCCGGGCCCAGGGGAGGUGCACCCCCCCCAUGACUUCCUCUCUUGAUUUACCCCCACCUGGCCACUACCAUGCCAAGAAACCCCGCUCUUGACUUGUCCAGAGACUCUUCUCAAAGUAUCCUCAUUUGAAUGUGCUGCUGUUCCGGCUGAGUCCCUGACUGAU
This is a messenger RNA of Ailuropoda melanoleuca (giant panda), 1199 nucleotides long. RefSeq names its product distal membrane arm assembly component 2 (gene DMAC2). The transcript is spliced from 6 exons. The record is from RefSeq and is a predicted model, not a curated record. Lineage: Eukaryota; Metazoa; Chordata; Mammalia; Carnivora; Ursidae. The coding region runs from base 16 to 807 and encodes 263 amino acids.